CUUUAAAUAGUUCAAUCGGAACGAGAGACGUGUUUUAUGAUCGAGUCUAGUCGAUACGCGAGGAAAUUUAGAGUUAAGAGAAUCAGUGUGGAUUGUGAAAUUCGGUCGGAAAGUGAAAAUGCCGAGUGUGAAGAAAGUGUUGGUGAGUGACGCCGUGGACGAACAGUGUGUGCAGUUGCUCAAAUCGGGCGGUAUCGAUGUCACGUGUAAGUUCGGCCUAAGCGUCGAGGAACUCAAGAAGGAAAUACCGGCCUACGAUGGACUAGUGGUGAGGUCGGACACGAAAGUAACAGAGGAAAUUUUGACAUGUGCCUCUCGGUUGAGUGUAGUGGGGCGAGCCGGCACAGGGGUGGACAACAUCGACCUCAAAGCGGCCACCAAAAGAGGCGUCUUGGUUCUCAACACACCUGGUGGAAACUCAACUAGUGCUUGUGAGCUGACUUGCUCUCUAAUCACAUGUCUUGCAAGGCACGUUCCUCAAGGUUGUGCUGCCUUAAAAGAUGGCAAAUGGGCUCGAAAACAGUAUUCAGGGACAGAACUAGAAGGAAAAACUUUAGCAAUUCUAGGUCUUGGUAGAAUCGGCAGGGAAGUUGCCAAAAGAAUGCAAUCUUUUGGAAUGAAAACAGUAGGUUUUGAUCCGAUGGUAUCCGCAGAAGAUGCCUUAUCGUUUAACGUCCAAAGCCUCUCUCUAGAAGAAAUAUGGCCCAUAGCUGAUUACAUAACCGUUCAUACACCUUUAAUCCCCCAAACUAGAAAUUUAAUCAACAAUGCAGUAUUAUCCAAGUGCAAGAAAGGAGUCAAAAUUGUGAAUGUAGCUCGAGGAGGAAUUAUCAGUGAAGAGGACCUACUCACAGCUCUGAAUGAUGGGCGAUGUGGUGGUGCCGCGUUAGACGUAUUCUGUGAGGAGCCACCCAAAAGUGAGGCGUCUUGGAACCUCAUCAAACACCCGAAAGCGAUCGUUACGCCUCAUCUUGGAGCAUCAACGAAAGAAGCGCAAGUUCGGGUCGCCGUGGAGAUUGCGGAAAUGUUCAUUUCUCUGAACGAAGUGGGUGCCGGAGCCUGGCUGAAUGGAGUUGUCAACGCACCCAUUCUCAGAGCUACAGCUGAUCCCCGAACCAACUCUUGGAUCGAACUGGCCUCAAAAUUAGGCAAAGUGGCUAGUCAAAUUCUGCGAGACAGCUCUUCGAACAGUUCCCCGGUCUCUGUAAUCACAGCAGGAGCUGAAUUAGCGGGGAAGAACUUCUUCAGCACCGGGGUUCUGGUGGGUCUUCUGGACGGGAAGGUUCAGUCGGAGGUCAACUUGGUGAACGCACCAACAUUAGCAGAGGAGAACGGACUCAAAGUGGACCACCAACACGACGCUUCGGGCCACUCAAAAAGCCACCUAGUCCUAAAGGCAAAUGCAAAUGGCCAACCUAUUGAAAUUAAAGGAACCGUAGAUGGUGAAAAACCCUACCUCCUUUCCAUUAACGGAUCGGUCUUCCAACCUGAUGGUAUCCCUCUCACAGAUCAUUCCUCUUUCGUUGUAAAAGCUGUGAACCCUGGCGAUGUAACAAAAACAAUAAGUGACUAUGUCAGCAAGAACGCUCACAAAAUUUCAAUUGCUGGAGGUCCAAAGACAUGGAUCGCUGUUCAACUACCGUUGAAAUAAUGCACGAACCGAAACCAGAACUUUUAUUACUUUGUCUUACCUAGAACUAAGCUAAUUAGCUAAAUACUAAUAAACUGUACAAAGUUACAGUACAAACUUACUAAUAAACUGUAAAAAACUUA
Bemisia tabaci is the source of this 1773-nucleotide messenger RNA. Its product is annotated as D-3-phosphoglycerate dehydrogenase. NCBI's taxonomy places the organism in Eukaryota, Metazoa, Arthropoda, Insecta, Hemiptera, Aleyrodidae. Gene Ontology annotation, molecular function: phosphoglycerate dehydrogenase activity; NAD binding. The record is from RefSeq and is a predicted model, not a curated record.